Molecule: messenger RNA, 6647 nt
Organism: Anguilla rostrata (American eel)
Lineage: Eukaryota; Metazoa; Chordata; Actinopteri; Anguilliformes; Anguillidae
Product: zinc finger and BTB domain-containing protein 39
Exons: 3
Coding region: 759-3137 (792 amino acids)
Biological process (GO): regulation of transcription by RNA polymerase II
Cellular component (GO): nucleus
Molecular function (GO): protein binding; DNA-binding transcription factor activity, RNA polymerase II-specific
Source: RefSeq, a predicted model, not a curated record
AUGAAACAAUAACACGUUCAUGUGUUAACUUCCAGCCUAUGUACGACUAUAUGUUGUAUUAUCUUGAAUACAAUAUAUAGUCGUACAUGGGCUAGAAGUCAACACAUCAAAGUAUUUAUCAGCAUAUGCUUCGUUAAGCUGUAGGCUAAACUCUUCUAGAUUUUAUGACAUAUUUAGGAGUAAUGAACGGAAACUGAAAAUCAUGAAAAAUUAUUCUUAACCAUUAGUAUAUUUAUUAAGCGAACCUUAAAAGGACAUAGCGUAGCCUAUAUGCCCACAUACAUUCAUGUGCAGGACAUCGUAGUCAUGUCAUGCACCGCGGAUCUAAGGCGUGCAACGUUAAGUCGAUCUGUGAAUCUAGUACUGUUCUACACUUAUCAGACGCACUUGCAAAAACCGCCAUUGAUAAGACCGUCUUCCAAGUAGAUGCCUAAACGCAAAACAAAAAAGCAACGCUUUGGCAACAUGCAUCCGUCUGAUUCGCAAGUGUGUGACGUCGUGCAGACAUAUAUGUCUAUGACGUCGGGUACUCAUCUUGUCUUUUCGCGAGUCACGUGUUCUCGUCUGAGUUGUCCGUCGUCCAGAUUCUCCUGCCAGUCAAAACCAGAGAACACGGGAGUUGUAUUGAUGUUUACUGAUAACUAGCAGGAGCCUGUGUAGUAUAUGAGGAUCACGAGAAGAAGGAAGAAAAGCAAAAAAAGUUCAUUCAAAUUGGCGUCUUUGCAUGGUUGCGUUCUGGUUGCGGUCACACUGUCGGGAUGAGGAUCCGGCUCCAGGGCACGGGCCACGGGGCGAACCUCCUCGCCGAGCUGAACCGCUGCCGGCUGUCCAGCUCCCUGUGCGACGUGGUGCUGCGCGUGGGCGGGCGCUCCUUUCCCGCCCACCGCGUGGUGCUGGCCUGCGCCGCCUCCUACUUCCGGAGCCUGUUCUCAGCGGGCGCCCGGCCCGCCAGCACGGUCACCCUGGACUUCGUGGCCCCCGCCAACUUCGAGAAAGUGCUGACCUUCAUCUACACGGCGGAGAUUUUCACCGACCUGAUCAACGUGGGCGUGCUGUACGAGCUGGCCGAGCGGCUGGGGGUGAGGGAGCUGGUGCGCGCCUGCCACGCCACUUUCCCCGACCUGCGGGGGUCCGGGCCUGGGGAACAGGAGGCCGACGGGGACCCUGAACUGGGCCUCACCCCUACCCCCGUGGGGCCCGCUUCAGUGUGCUCGUCCUCGGCGGCCUCGUCUUCCUCCUCGUCCUCUUCCUCGGGCUACUCCACCGCGGCGCCCACCCCGGCCGCCCCUCUCCCUGCGCUCCCCAAGGACGGGAGCCGUUUCCACGUGCCCUCCCCCUACCUGUCCCCCUCCCCCUCCGCGCCCCCGCUCUCGCAGCCCCCCAAGGCGGAGGACGCGGGCUCGCUCUCCGAGUACGGCCGGGCGGCCGACGGGAAGCGCCCGGAGCAGAGCCCGUCGGACUGCGGCCCCCCGAGGGCCGCGGACUCCCUCCUGAACCCCCCCCUGCAGCUGAAGACCGAGGAGGUGGAGGAAGGAGAGGACUCGGCCGAGAGAGAGGGCGAGCAGGACGCAGCGACGGGGCAGGAGUCUGGGCCCACCCAGCCGUGCGCGGGCGACACGUACUCUUACCCGGACUCUUCGGCCCAACUGGGAGGCGAGCUCUGCGCCCCUUCCUCGUCGUCCGGGGACCCCCUGGAAGGCCUGCAGAUGGGACCGGCGGAGGAGAGGCUGGGCAUGGAGGAGGGGGAUGUGCUCUUUGAGGAGGAUGAAGAGGUGAUAGGAGAAGAAAGGCCCGUGCUGGUGGGCGGAACGGGGGUAGGCGACGGCGGCGCGAUGACGAUGGAGGAGAUCAUCGAGCUGAGCGACGACGAGGCCAACUACAUCGGGGAGGAGGAGGAGGAGGACGAAGACCUGGUGUGCCUGGAGGGCGGGAGCCGGAGCUGGGCCACGUGCAGGGCCUGCGGGGAGACGCUGCCGGCCGACGCGGCCGCCGUCCGAGCCCACGCCGAGACGCACCUGUCCGAGACCGGGGCCUGCCGCGUGUGCGGAGCCGGCUUCGCCGACCGCGCCGCCCGCGUCACGCACGCCCUCACGCACGUGGGCAUCCUGCUCUUCUCCUGCGACAUGUGCCGCCUGCAGUUCUGCAGCCAGGCCAGGCUCAACCGGCACCGCCGGCAGGCCAUCGCCGGGGCUCAGCAGCCUCAGCCCGGGCAGCUCAACAGCACCUCCUGGGGGCCCGGAGGGGAACUGCGCUGUGCCGUUUGUGGGAAACUACUCGCCAAGGACUUCCAGGCUGUGAGGGAUCACCUCCUGGCCCACGUGUGUGUGCAGUCGCUGCGGUGCGGGGUGUGUCAGCACCCCCAGCCCUCGCUGUGCGCCCUGCUCUGGCACGCCCUCACGCACCUCUCCCUGCCCAUCUACUCCUGCCCCCGCUGCGCCUGCAGCUUCCUGGAGCGCCCCCUGAUGGAGAGGCACCUGGCGCUGCACACCGGGGAGGACGGGCCGGGGCCGGGGGCGGAGCCGGUCGCCCUGGGCGACGGCGCGGAGGAGCUGCGCUGCUUCCUGUGCCCGCAGGUCUUCCACUCGGCCUCCGCCUUCCAGUACCACCUGAGCCAGCACGCCGGCAACCUGCAGGUCCGGCCCGGUAGCGGCAAGCGCAAGGCCGAGCACGCCCUCGAGUACUCCUCCCCCUCGCCCGGCGAGGCGGGCGGGCCCGGCAGGGCGGGGCACCUGGGGGCGGGGCCGGACGGGUCGCUCGGCCCGGGUCUCCGCGGCGACGGGGUCGCCGGGGCGGGCCAGAAGGCCAAGUGGUACCGGUGCCGGUACUGCGGGAAGCCGUUCGCCCACUCGGGCGAGUUCACCUACCACCUGCGCAUCCACACGGGCGAGAAGCCCUACCAGUGCAAGGUGUGCCUGCGCUUCUUCCGCGGCCGCUCCACCAUGAUCUGCCACCUGAAGACGCACGCGGGCGCCCUCAUGUACCGCUGCACCGUCUGCGGCCUCUACUUCUCCACCCUCAAGCUGGUCUCCUCCCACAUGGAGCUGCACAAGGACUGCCUGCCGCCCGACUUCAACAUCGAGCAGACCUUCAUGUACAAUGACCACUCUAAAGAGCCCAUGCCCAGCCUGGACAGCUGAUCGGCUCUGGGGGAACCACGUGCCCCUAUAGCCAAGCACCCCCGCCCAUCCUGUCCGUCCGUGAAUAGGAUUUUUGAAGUUAAUGCCAAGGUGUCGAUUCUCGUUUGGGAAAGCAAACGUUUGGGAAAGCAAAACGAAACCAUGUUUUGGUCCAGUUGUGACGUGUGAUGCUCCGUAUUCCUACGCCUCCGUCAUCUGAACGUGCAAAAGAUCUCUUCUUGCAGUAGGAACAAUGAGCUCUACUUUUGCAUCGUGACAACGGUUACUUGUGUUUAACAGACAAAGGUGUUUCAGUUAACACACGAGUACCACACAGAGCCUAGUGGAUCAGUGUAGCGUCUGCACUAAAGAGAUGCCUAGGAACCAGCAAGGAAAUGUUUGCUCAAAUCUGUUUCCAGCUAUGGAUCAUUAGUGAAAGAUGAGCACUUCCUGCUUCGUAUCCGGGGCCCAGAACCUUUAGAAAUGCUACCUUCUGCAAUUCAAUUUUCCUCAAACUGCAGGACAUAUGCUACAGAAUUCUAAGAGCAUUUGCCACGUCACUCCUAUUCCAGAUGCGUAAACUCUUAACGACUGUCAGGAUAAACCUUAUGCUGUCUGUGUGCGUGCGUUUCUCGUGUUCUGAGUAGUAAGUGAUGGUUAUAGCGAUUUCAUGGAGAGUAUUAUAAUUUUAUUUUAAAACUUUUUUACAGUAUCAACACUAUCCAUUUCUGCCACUGGGUGGCAGCAUAGUGAGUGGUUUGUCAUUUUAGAAAAAGAAGAGGUGUCGGAAGUUGACACAGUGGCCCUGUUGGCACGGUCAGGUUUCAGCUCGGCCUCCAUUUUAACAGGUUUAAGAAAUGCUGAAAGUGUUUGCUUUGACGACAGUAGCCACUGGUCAAAAGGCAUGGCCAGUAGAACAAAUAAUUUUAUUAUAUAUGGAUCAGCCACGUGCAUUACAGGCAGCUGCAGCUGGGGAGCGUUCAGCCGCAGCAGCAUCCCAAAGUGCUGUGAACUUUUAAUUUUUCUUGAAUGACCGGUUUUGCUUUUUGAAUCUCUCGACUAGUUUAGUUCCCAUUCGGUCAGUUUAUUUUCACUAGUUUAUUCUCCCAGUGGAUGUGGGUGUGUAACAACGGAAAAUGAAUUUGGCCCCCGUGUUGGCCCAAAAUGGAGUUUGGCCCCUAUUUCAGCUCUUGGUAGUGGCUGCAGCUGACAGAUCACAGGUUAAGUACUGUUCCUUCAUCAUCAAAAAAAAAGAACUCUGGAAAGCAGGAAAUAAUUGACACAGCUUUACAAAUAUAGAUGCUCCACAUUUUGCAGCAAUAGAGAAUAUCUAGCAUCUUUCUCAAGGUCAUGCAAGCACUUCUAAUGUAUAGCCUACAUGCAGUUAUAUUAAAUGUAUGUUGUGCCUAUAUAGUGGUUAGGAAGCUCAUAUAUCAGAUGGUUGGCUGGCUGUGAUACAUGAAGCACCGCAGUCAAGAACACAAGUGCAUACUCAGCACUGAGAUUUUUUUCAAACUGAAUAUUAAAAUCAAAGUCGCUUCCAUUAGCUUUGCGAUGUGCUGAAUGCAGUCUUGCUCCAUUUGCCACAGGUUACGGUGUCCCUGAUCGUGGAUGAUAAAUGUUCAUAACAGAAAUAAUACAAGCAAGACCGCACAGUUGCUAGCUUGACAUUAGAAACAAUUUAAGCUCAACAGCCAAUCAUGUGACAGUAAUGCAUGCUAGGAGCGUUCAAUGGUGGUCUGCUGGUUUCUGUUUUGACAGUAUUAACAGCAAACCAAUUUACAACCAAGAAAUCAGGUGAAGUAAGUUACCUGCACAUACAACCGGUCAAUCAAGUGCUGAGUUGCUACAAAAACUAGUAGACUAUGGACCAGAGUUGGACACCCCUGCUCUACAGUUUGAAAUGCCUAGCUAGUUCAUGACCCGAUCCACAUGCUAUAUGACACGGUCUCCCUUUGGGAAAAGUGUCUCUCAAAAUGAUGACAGUUGGAAAUACGAUGGCACUUGAGCGUGGAAUGGAUGCAUCGCCAAUAUGUACGGACAUUAUAAAGACUAUUAAGGGUUUUAUUCAUCAGUCAGUCAUACUGUAUGUCAGUUUUCACAUACUGAGCCAUGUAAGAUGGAAUGUUCUGCCAGUGGAUGUCAUCGGGCCCUGCAUAUACCUCAGGUCAGGCUGCAGAUUCUGAAAAAAAAAAAUCACUCAACUGGCCCUGUUCGUCGGUGCCACUAUAGCCAAUCAGCUGGCAGUGAUUACUAUGCAUCAGAAUACACUAAAAAAAACAACCUCAUCCUUCUGUGUUUUUGAGCUACAUUAUUCCCACUCUACAUUCAGGAUUUAUUCAAACGGCGGCUGCCGGUCUCUUAAACUGCAUUUCAGCAAAAGGUCCUCAUGCUUAUCAGUAGCUCCGUUACAAUUUGAAUGUUGCAGAAAAUUAAGUAGCACAAUUACUCGUAUGCAAAAAGCCAGUCAGGGCAGUGGUGUACCAUUACAGGCAUUUAGCGGACGCUCUUAUCCAGAAUGACUUACACAGUUCUUUACAUAGCAUUUACACUGCAUCCGUUUGUACAGCUGGAUAUAUACUGAAGCAAUGCAGGUUAAGUGCCUUGCUCAAGGGUACAACAGCUGUGUCCCACCCGGGAAUCGAGUGGUUACAAGACCACUUCCACACCCGCUAUACUACACUGCUGCCCCCAGUGGAUCGAUUUGAGCGCGCCUGAUAUCUUUCUGUCAGCGAUGACUUUAAUAUUUGUGUGUGAGGAUGUCUGAUUAAUGCAACCAAGGCGCAGGGUACAUUAGGUUUUGUGCAACCCACAAGUUUCCAUUUGCCUUAAUGUGCAUAUAAACCAGUAGUUUCACAUUUUCCCCCUCCAAACUGUUGACUUUGUGAUAAAUGUCUGUCUGUUGUGUUCUUUAGCUGACUAACUUCAUUUUUUUAAAUAUGCAACACACUAAUUUUUAUUUAGCAAGACAUGCAAAACUGGGAACCAUCUUUCAAAAAAUUGUGUAAAUUCAUAAGUACGGAACUAUAGCUACUGAUUGUGUGCUCCCAUAAACCCCCAAAGUUCAUAUCUAACCGACACUUUCAAGAAAGAUUUUUUUUAAAGAUUAAAUUGGUGUAGUGAAUCAUCAUUUAUAUAUAAAGUGAUAAAACUGUGUUAAGGCGUGCAUGCUUCUGUGUACUUAAAAGAAAUGGAUGGUGCUGUAUUAAUAUUCUGGUCCAUUUAUGAAGAUAUUGAUCUAAACAUUUCUGAGAAAAAAUGAAAAUGUAGACUUUUCUUUUCAAAUGUACAGUGUCUGUACCAGUACGGAAGCAAUGCUUUGGCCUUAUUAAUUUCUUCUGAGCCUAUUUAUAGAAGUGUCUUCUAUUCACAGAAUUGUAGUUUUAUUUUAUAUGGGUUUUAAAAGCUAGUUUUAUUUGUAUUGUUUUUAAUAAGUGUGAGAUGCUGUCAUUGCAAACCAUGACAAUUUUAUUACACUGUCCUAAUCCUGUUUUGUAUCUGUUCUAUUAAGAAUAAAAAUCUGAAAAUGAA